AGUCACUUAUUGCGUUUAGGAUUUGUUUUUGCACAGGAUGAAACUGCCAUAUAUAACAGUCGCCAUAUUGGCGACUAGUCUGUUAGUCGGAGGAAUCCUUGCCGAUGAAAAAAUAAUUAGAAAACGAACAAGACGAAGUAAUCGAGUUGCCAGACAAACCAGCGCAGAUCAGAUGGUGCAAAACAUCCUGAAGUGGCUACAGGGAGUCUAUACGCAGCAAAGCCGAAGAAUUCGCCAGGGCACCCUCAGGGAAUACCUACCGCCCACGAAUACCCAGAAACCCAGGCCAUUCGAAACAGCUAGACCUCCAGGAAAUGACCAAAACGGAAAUUACAUCUACGGCGGUUAUCCACCUGCAGGAAGCAUAACACCUCAGCCCCCGUUCCCAAUUUUCACCCGACCUCCUUCUGGAGGUGUGCCCGGGGAAGGUUAUCCAUCGACUGUUGGGUAUCCCCAUACAACUUUCCCAGGCCAGGGUACGCCGGCUAGACCAUCCGGAUAUCCUACAGAAACUGCCGGUACCUCAGGACCAGAAAGUUAUCCAACUCCAGGUUUUCCAACGCACGCCCCAGAUGGUCCAACUCCAGGGGAAUAUCCAGGUGGCCACACCGCUCCAGGAGGAUUCACAGGCUAUCCAGAUGGUCAACCUACUCCUGGGGGAACCACAGGACACCCAGGUGGAGAAACUACUCCAGGUUUUACAGGCUAUCCAGGGGCUCACACCACUCCAGGAGGCGUCACUGGUUCACCAGGCACCCAGACGACUCCAGGCGGUUUUACAGGAUAUCCAGGUGGUCCAAGCACUCCAGGAGGCUUUACAGGGCCUCCAGAUAGCCACACAACUCCAGGAGGAUUUACAGGCUAUCCAGGUGGUCAAACGACUCCAGGGGGAUUUACAGGCUAUCCAGGUAGUCAAACGACUCCAGGGGGAUUUACAGGCUAUCCUGGUGGUCAAACGACUCCAGGAGGCUUCACAGGCCCUCCAGGUGGUCAACCGACUCCAGGUGACUUUACAGGCACUCCAGGUGGUCAAACGACUCCAGGAGACAUCACAGGCUAUCCAGGUAGUCAAACGACGCCAGGGGGCUUUACAGGCUUACCAGAUGGUCAAACGACUCCAGCUGUUCCAACAGAAGCCUCUACUCAACCACCCAUUACAUCUGCACCGCCUGAGAAACCAGGAUUUCCCACACGACCACCGCCAGCCUUUACAGGAUAUCCAGAAGGACCUGGUUUGUCUACUCAGCCUCCACCCGAGUUAACCUCGGCACUGCCAGGAUUCCCUACCCAACCCCCUCCAGGAGCUUUUACUGGAUACCCCACUCGACUGCCCGAUGUCACGGAUGCAACUACUCAACCAGAACUGACAAGAAUACCUACGCAAGCACCUGAAGCCACAGUUCCUCCUCAACAACCAGAAGCUACAGAAUCAGCUUCAGAAAAACCGGAAGGAACAGAAGCACCUUCUGAAAAAACAGAAGGCACAGAAGGUCCUGUACAACCAGAAGGCACAGAAGCUCCUGUGCAACCAGAAGGCCCAGAAGCGCCUACAUCUGGACGACCUGUAUUGUCAACUGAGCCAUCUGUAGUAGAAACGGAAUCUCCUACAAGUAAACCAUCUACAAGUCCUCCUCUAACAGAAACCUUCACAUCUGCCACGUCUCCUGAAGAACAGCCUCCUGCAGGAGAACCUACAACUCAGUCACCAGAAAUAAAUACCAUCCCCACAGGACGACCUGAGAAACCUGGUGAUACAGAACCAGUAGAAACCGAUAGUGAAGAUUUAAAACACCCUCCUCACAUUCACGCUAUUGACGUAGAAUGCGCAAAAGAUAUGAUGACGAUUAACCUUGAGUUUAACAGGGAAUUCAACGGCAUAAUCUAUUCUAAAGGUUACUACAACAUGCCUGAAUGUAGGUAUGUGAAAGAAAACUCUGGUCAAAAGAAAUAUACGUUUACGGUAAACCUGAACCAGUGCGGUACAGAAUUUAUUAAUGCUUUCGACACUCAAGGACAGUCUUAUCUUGAAAACGUGUUAGUACUUCAAAAUGAAGCAGGAGUUCAGGAAAUAUGGGACACAGUUCGCGCUGUGCGUUGUCUGUGGGAAGGAAAUUUAAAAGAGACCUUAAGCGUUGCACUUAGCGUAGGUAUGCUCAGUCAGGAACUCGUCACCUUCAGUGGAGACACAGCAGUGGCUAAACUAGACAUUUUAUUGGGUCGAGGAGCACUUGGUCAACCCGCUAAUGGUUUGGUGAAAAUCGGCGAGCCCAUGACGUUGGUAGUUUCGGUAUCUGGCGACCCUGGUUUUGAUCUUCAAGUCAAAGAUUGCAGAGCUACUGACUCUACGGGCGACAACACGAUACCGCUUACUGACGACGACGGUUGUGUACUGAAACCAAAAUUAUUUGGAGCUUUCCAAAAGACGCGUAGUACAGGAGAUACCGGGGCGUCCAUCAUUGCUUAUGCAUAUUUCAAUGCUUUUAAAUUCCCUGAUGUUAUGGACCUAAUGAUUGAAUGCAACAUUGAACUCUGUAAAACUGAUUGUGAUAUGUGCACAGAUCCUAACCAAAAACUGGAACCAGGUCGCCGUAGAAGACGUGACCUUUAUACUUACAAUGAAACUUUGCAUGAUGGAGUUACUAUGGGUAAACACUUGAGGAUAAUUUUGCCUGAGGAUCUUAAUCUUAACGACAGGACUGUUAUAGACCUGGGGAGAAAUGACGGCGUGUGCAUGUCUACCCAAAGCUUUGUAUUUUCAACAGCUCUUUUGAUCUCCUUAUUAACUGCCAGUUGCCUUUUCAGUGCUUAUAUGUGGUUGAAGACUCAACAACUUAAAUUCAUUAAAAAGUAGCGUUAUUUUAUUUUAGGUACCUAAAUUAUAACAGUCAUAUUCUUACACCACCAGU
Molecule: messenger RNA, 2906 nt
Organism: Anoplophora glabripennis (Asian longhorned beetle)
Lineage: Eukaryota; Metazoa; Arthropoda; Insecta; Coleoptera; Cerambycidae
Product: collagen alpha-1(III) chain-like
Exons: 5
Coding region: 38-2851 (937 amino acids)
Source: RefSeq, a predicted model, not a curated record